Messenger RNA from Phragmites australis (common reed), 1231 nucleotides. Its product is annotated as ACT domain-containing protein ACR12-like. The coding region runs from base 68 to 901 and encodes 277 amino acids. The transcript has 10 exons. Lineage: Eukaryota; Viridiplantae; Streptophyta; Magnoliopsida; Poales; Poaceae. Gene Ontology annotation, cellular component: chloroplast stroma; chloroplast thylakoid membrane. The record is from RefSeq and is a predicted model, not a curated record.
UAAAAUUUGCUCCCGACACCACACCGUUUCGCCUUCCCCAACUCCACUCCAGUGAGACGGAGACUCGAUGCCACCCAUGGCUCUCGCCACCUCCCACCGCUACUGCUGCGUCCCCUCCGCCUCUUCCGCCGCCGCGGCCUCCCGGCCGCCGCCUGGGUUCCUCCGCGUCCGCGCAUCUCCUCCUCCUCAGCUCGUGACCGCACGGAGAAUUUGUUGCCAAUCUAUCAACUCAGUUAAUGUGUUGGGAGCUUCUUCAAAGACAUCUGAUGAGGGAGUCCCAGUGCCAGUUGUCCUGAUAGAUCAAGAAUCAGACCGUGAUGCAACCAUUGUGCAGCUGAGUUUUGGAGACCGCUUGGGGUCACUACUUGACACGAUGUCGGCACUCAAGGACCUGGGCCUUGAUGUCACGAAAGGAAAUGUGACAACUGACUCAGCUGUCACACAAACAAAGUUCCACAUCAUGCGAUUGGGACGCAAGGUUGAGGACCCUGACAUGUUAGAAAAGAUACGGCUAACCAUCAUUAACAACCUUCUGCAGUACCAUCCUGAAUCCAGUGAGAACUUAGCAAUGGGUGAAUUUUUUGGGAUAAAAGCUCCUGAGAAGAAGGUUGAUAUUGAUAUUGCAACACAUGUGCUUGUUGAAGAUGAUGGACCAAAAAGAAGCAUGCUUUACAUAGAGACAGCUGAUCGGCCUGGCCUACUUCUGGAAAUAAUCAGGAUCAUCGCUGACACAAACAUUGACGUGGAAUCAGCUGAGAUUGAUACUGAAGGUUUGGUUGUCAAGGACAAGUUCCAUGUGAGUUACAGAGGCGCAAAACUAAACAGCUCUUUAUCUCAGGUGCUGAUCAAUUCUGUGCGGUAUUACCUCCGAAGGCCUGAGACAGAUGAAGACAGCUAUUGAUUGUUGCUUUAAAAUCAGAAACUACAAACUCUGGCUUGAGUUCCUUUUCUAUGAGGCCCUUGUACUGUUGCAAAUGAAAUUUCCAUUGUACCUGACAAAAUGCGGCUCAUCUGUUUCCUAAAUGCAUCCGUAGAUACAUAGAUUGCAUUGAAAUUGGGCUCACUGAAGAAAUGUUUUGUGGUCAGACUGCUGGGAGCUUCAGGCUUAGGUUUCAAUUGCCUUCAUCUCAUUUGACUCUAUUGUAAUUUGGUCUGAUCCAUUUGCGUGUAAAACUCGGUUAUGAUAUCCUCUGUGAUGAAAUAAAAGGGCAUCGGCAAAUUACAAGGAUUA